AUGUUCCACAACCUGGCCUCCAUCUGCAGGGGUGAAGGCCUCAAGACCCAUGUUCUCAACAAUGACAGGACAUAUAUCAAAGUUAGAAUCCCACCUCAGAUCAAAUACCCACACAAGGAAUACACAAAGCUAACUGAAAUAACUAACAUUCCCUCCUCAUUCACGUCACCCAACCAACCUUCCCCACCCCAAUCCCUCUUAAAAGUAUCACACAAUCACAGCCACAAACUUUUCCACUUCACACCUGAAAUGAUCACCACCCUAAAAAACAAGGCCAUGAUCAAGUGCUCAACUUUUGAGGCCAUGGUGGCCCACCUGUGGAAAUCAAGGACAAGGGCUGUCUUUAAAGACCCAUGUGGGGUUUCAUCAGUACUCUUUGUUGUGGACAUUAGGAGCAAGAUAACUCCACCUUUGCCACAUGGGUUUGUUAAGAAUGUUGUUGUAAUAGCUUGUGCAAGUGCAAAGGUGGUGGAUUUGAAUAAGGAGUCUUUGUGGUUUUGUGUUGCGAAGGUGAAGGAAGCAAUAGAGAUGGUGACAGAUGAGUAUGUGAAAUCAGUAGUGGAUUGGUUGGAGGUUUAUAGAGGGGUCCCUUCCACUUUAGAUGAGAAUUUUUAUGUGUCAGCUUGGUGGAAGCUACCCUUCCAUGAGCUGGAUUUUGGGUAUGGGAGGCCCGCCUAUGGUGGCCCAAUUGUGAGUAGAAUGGAUGAGUUUGUAUUGUUGCUCUCUGAUGGUAUUAGGGUGAGGAGAGGUGGAGGUGUUAAUGUAUGGAUGGCCUUAGAACAAGAGGUGGAGAAAUUCAUGAUGCAUGUGUUUGAGAUGUAG
Magnolia sinica is the source of this 822-nucleotide messenger RNA. RefSeq names its product omega-hydroxypalmitate O-feruloyl transferase-like. The record is from RefSeq and is a predicted model, not a curated record. Lineage: Eukaryota; Viridiplantae; Streptophyta; Magnoliopsida; Magnoliales; Magnoliaceae. Gene Ontology annotation, molecular function: acyltransferase activity, transferring groups other than amino-acyl groups. The coding region runs from base 1 to 822 and encodes 273 amino acids. The transcript has a single exon.